CUUAACGGAGACAACAUGGCGGCCCCGGCGACCCGUAGCUGCGGGAUUUGAAUUACUCUACUUGAACUGCUGCGUCCUGGCGAUGGCGUGUCCUGCUUCGUGUGGCUCGCGUCAAAGCUCAGAUGAGCUCCCUGCAGAUCCCUGUUUACCAGAAGGUGAUGAGGAUUGUGAUUCUGAAGAUCCGGUUAGCGACGCGGGUUCAUACUCUUCAGCGAGUAGCGAUUAUGAUGACCUUGAGCCUGAGUGGCUGGACAAUGUGCAGAAAAAUGGAGAAUUAUUUUAUUUGGAGUUGAGUGAGGCUGAAGAAGAAAGCCUCCUUCCUGAGACACCUACUGUGAAUCAUGUCAGGUUCAGUGAAAAUGAGAUUAUUAUUGAAGAGGAUGAUUACAAAGAAGGAAAAAAGUAUGAACCCAAACUCAAACGGUUUACCAAAAUUUUAAAAAGUAAAAGACUUUUACCCAAGCGCUAUAAUAAAAAAUAUAGCAAUGACAAUGGACCAGUGUCCAUUCUAAAGCAUCAGUCCAAUCAGAAAACAGGAGUCGUUGUCCAGCAGAGGUACAAAGAUGUAAAUGUUUAUGUAAACCCCAAAAAGCUAACUGUCACCAAAGCCAAAGAGCAGCUCAAGCUCCUAGAAGUACUGGUUGGGAUUAUUCAUCAGAGCAAGUGGAGCUGGAGAAGAACUGGAAAACAGGGCAGUGGAGAGAGGCUUGUAGUCCAUGGCCUGCUGCCAGGAGGAUCUGCUAUGAAGAGCGGUCAGAUAUUAAUUGGUGAUGUCCUAGUUGCUGUGAAUGAUGUUGAUGUCACCUCUGAGAACAUAGAGAGAGUUCUGUCUUGCAUUCCUGGACCUAUGCAGGUGAAACUGACAUUUGAAAAUGCAUAUGCUGUGAAAAAAGAAACAACUCAACCAACACAGAAAAAGGCACAACCAAAUACAAAUGAUUUAGUUAAACUUCUAUGGGGAGAAGAGGCUGAAGGUAUCCAGCAGAACAUCCUGAACACGCCACAUAUCGUUAUGUAUCUCACACUACAGCUCGACUCAGAAACGUCAAAGGACGAGCAAGAAAUUAUUUAUCAUUGUCCAGUAUCUGAUGCAUCUCAGAAACUAAAAAGUGUGCGAGGGAUAUUUCUCACACUCUGUGACAUGUUGGAAAAUGUAACUGGGACACAAGUUACUAGCUCAUCCCUUCUUUUAAAUGGGAAACAAAUUCAUGUGGCUUAUUGGAAAGAAUCUGACAAGUUGUUGUUAAUUGGCCUGCCUGCUGAAGAAGUUCCUCUUCCUCAGCUAAGGAAUAUGAUAGAAGAUGUUGCUCAGACCUUAAAAUUUAUGUAUGGUUCUUUAGAUAGUGCCUUUUGCCAGGUUGAGAAUGUUCCUCGUUUGGAUCAUUUUUUCAACUUGUUUUUUCAAAGAGCACUUCAGCCUGCUAAACUACAUUCCAGUGCCAGUCCCAGUGCACAACAGUAUGAUGCUUUCAGUGCAGUACUCUUAGACAGUCUCCCUGGAGUUCGGUGGCUCACACUUCCACAGGAAAUUAAGAUAGAAUUAGACACAGCACUGAGUGAAUUGGAGGCUGCAGAUUUCGCAGAACUGUCUGAGGAUUACUAUGACAUGAGGCGGCUGUAUACAAUUUUAGGGUGUUCUCUAUUUUACAAGGGUUAUUUGAUAUGCAGUCAUUUGCCUAAGGAUGAUCUCAUUGAUAUUGCUGUAUACUGUCGCCACUAUUGCCUACUGCCUUUAGCAGCAAAACAAAGAAUUGGUCAGUUGGUAAUAUGGAGAGAAGUAUUUCCUCGACAUCACCUCCAACCUUCUACAGACUCAAGCACUGAAGUCUUUCAGGAACCUGAAGGGAGACAUUUUUUGCUAAUUGUUGGCUUGCGACAUUAUAUGUUAUGUGCACUGUUAGAAGCUGGAGGCUGUGCAUCCAAAGCUACUGGGAAUCCUGGGCCAGACUGUAUCUAUGUCGAUCAGGUCAAAACAACUCUUCACCAACUGGAAGGAGUAGAUUCCCGAAUAAAUGAACGGCUAGCAUCUUCACUCCCCUCUUUGUCUUGUGCUGACUGGUUUCUUGCUGGAUCACAUGAAAAAUUAGAUGGUUUGACAACAUCACCCAUCCUCAGUAGGCUACAAGGUACUUCCAAACUAGCCACCUCUCCAAAAUGCAGAAGAACUCUUUUUGGUGACUAUUCCCUAAAGACACGUAAGCCCAGUCCUUCCCAAAGCAGUGGAGGAUCUGACAAUUGUGGAAGUGGAGAAGGUGUUGGCCUGAGCCCCCACACUACUCCAGAUGCAAUACAGAGGCAAAGAGAAUCUCAGGGCUCUGAUGGUUCAGAAGAAAGCAGGACCUUGCUGAAGGUCACUAAAAAGAAGUCUGCUCUUCCAAAUCCAUUUCAUUUUGGGAACUUGAAAAAGGACCUUUCAGAAAAAGAAUUGGAAAUAUAUAACACAAUGAAAUUGACAUCUGGUCCUGAGAACACACUUUUCCACUAUGUUGCCUUAGAAACAGUGCAAGGGAUCUUUAUUACUCCUACCCAUGAAGAAGUGGCACAGCUAAGCGGUUCUAUCCACCCCCAGCUAAUAAAGAAUUUCCAUCAGUGUUGUCUCUCCAUUCGUGCAGUUUUCCAACAGACAUUGGUAGAAGAGAAAAAGAAAGCACUAAAUGGUGGAGAUCAUUCAGGUUCUACAAAUUCAGUGUCUUCUCUUAACCCUGUGAAGGAACAUGGUGUGUUAUUUGAAUGCUCACCUGAAAACUGGACCGAUCAGAGGAAAGCACCGCCAGUUAUGGCUUACUGGGUAGUAGGGAGACUCUUUCUUCAUCCCAAACGUCAGGAACUUUACAUCUGUUUUCAUGACUCAGUCACAGAAAUUGCCAUUGAAAUGGCUUUUAAAUUGUUCUUUGGAUUAACCUUAUAGCUUUGUUUCCCUGAUGCACAGCAACACUGCACGUGGAGCAUAGAAUUGCCGAAAUCCACACACAAAGAGAGAAGUUUUAGUUUCUUUUCAUUGCUCAGUAUUGAACAUAAUGUUGUUAAAUAUUGAGAUGACAUGUUGGAUUUGAUGCACUAAAUCCUACAUAGUAUUGAGAUACUUUUGAAAAGAUCAAAAUAUAAGGAAGGGAUUAAUUUAUUUCCAUUUGGCAUAUAAUGUUAAUAUAUUGACGAAUUUGAAAUAAUAUGAAAUGUAUAUAAAAUUAAUAUAGGAUAUGUUUAUCAUGGAAAAAUACCCAAUUCAUUAUGUAUUUUUGUCAAGACUAAUAUUGAUACCUGGUGAAAAAUCAUGAAAGUGGGAAGACACGACCAUGUCCCGUACUGAUUAGUAAUGUGGCCAUAAGUCUUUGUACCUCUCUGAGCUCAGGGUUUUCAUGUACAAAUAAGAUGAUGCAUUGAGGUUUCUAAAGUCCCUAUAAAGUAAACUGUGCAAUUGUUUUUCCUCUUGCCUACUGGUCACUACCUAAGUUUUUAAUGUUCAAGUAUUGAUUCCUUAUGAGAUCAGAUACUUUUCUUUAGUUUAAGUAUUUUAGUAGAUAACCUCACUGGGUAGGGGGAAAAGCAGAAUUAUACUAAACUUAUUUUUUAUUUAUUUGAUUUUCUUUACUCUUUCAAGUCAGCUGUUUUUUGACUGGGAUAUAUUUUUUAAAUUAUUUGUCUGUAACCUUUCAGUAUUUUUGUUUUUGUUGAAAUAUGGUCAGGUGUACACACACAUACAGUUCAGGAACUUAAAGAAAGUUGUAUGUACAUCUUUUUUAAAAACUUCAUUAUAUGAAAAACACUGAAGAAGUUGUCUAAAGAAAUCCUAUGGGACUUCUGUUAAAUACUAGUUUUUGCUUUACAAAUGUGGAUCAUUAUAUACUGAGUUUUCCCAAAGAGAGACACUUUAAUGAGCAACAGCUCACUUGACUUUUAGUGGAGAAAGAAAACUAAUGGAAUGAGAAUUUUCUUGGGCUGUGAGAAUUUGGUGGUUUGAGAGAAAGGAAGGACGUAAUAAAAAUACUGCAUUUUUAUUUGCCCAGUGGAUCCUCCUGAUGUUUCAGAUGCCCUCAAGACUUUAUAAUCUUGGUUCUUUCUUCUUUAGGACUUAAGCGUUGAAGGCUAAUUAUGCCAGCACAUCUAAGGUCAGUCUCAGCAUUAACCCCCCACCUUAAAUAUGAGCCCUCCAGCUCAGUCAGAACUAACUGCAAAACAUAGUGGGUGCAUCAUUUUAAACAUUUGGUCUUAAAAGAAACACUAUUACCCCUCUGUCAUCAGCUUAAGAGAGUUUACCCAGGCGUUUAAUAUGCAAAGCACUGUAUUUGUCCCAUUAAUGCCUUGUGGGCCUUAACUUUAUCAUUAAGGUCAGGGCAGAAAAUCCUGGUUCUUGAAAUGUAGAAAAUGGCUUGAUUUAUCCUUAAGGUCACAAUUAUUAGUCGCAUGGUAGAUAGAGUAUUAAAUACUGUCUUAGGACUGCUUAUGUACAUAUAUUACAGGCAUUAAGGCACUUUGGAAAUAUUUACUAAAUGUCUUAAAUUUCUUGGUAUAUCCCCCAAACACCAUGAGCUAUUUUUAAUACUGAGAGUUCUUAAUGCAGAUACUGAUCACCAUAGAUUUUCAAACAAACUAAACUAAAACUUGAGAUUUUGUGUUAAGGGACUUUUUUUUGUUUCAUUUGAUGAAAAUUUGUUCAGUUGAACUGCUUUCCUGGUGUCAAGGAAUCAUGAGACCACUGCUCAAAAGCUGAAAUAAAAAGACAAAGAGGACUACCGAUCUCAAUUAGGGGGAAAUCAUUUGCCAUAAUGUAAUGUCUAUGUUGCAGAGACAUUGCGUCUUUAAUAAAACCAGACAUUAUCUUGGUUUUCAUCUCUAAGUAGAUAUUGAAGUAACCCUUGUAAGUAAACUUAGCUGCCCAUAUUUCCAAAUAUGUUCAGAUUUAUAUCUAAAAGUAGAUCAAUCUGACUGUUGGACAGUAAGUACCUAUCUGCCACUUUAUUAAACAAAGAGGGACAAAGUGAUAGUGCAGAUGCCCCAGAGGUAUGCUUUAAUAGAUGCAGAAACAUUCUUAAGUUGGAUUUUAUUAGCAUCCUGAAAAUGGUCCCUUUCACCAAAGACUAGAAGUGCAAAAGAUUCUACAAGUACCAUUUAAAAAAAUACCAAGUACUGUCUUAUCACUGUCCCCAAACUGUAUUUUAGACUCUAUCCCCCUCUUUAGUCUCUUUUUGUUUCUCUGUACUUCGUAAGGGAGAGUUUCUUAUGGUGCCAAGGAAGUGUUGAUGAUGCAUACUGGCAAGAUAGUAAAUUUGCAGUUCCACAUCUCUAAUACAAAGGGAAAUGCUGUGAACCAAUUUACUAGGUUUGUCUGCUUUGAACAUUCUUGAAAAAUAAUAUUGUGAAUAAUUAUUUGUUGUCCAUGUGAAUUCCCUCUAAAUAGUCCUGGCACCUGUUAUGUGCUGUGAAAGCAUUAGCUAUUACUACUAAAACCGUUUAUCAUUAUUAAUAAAUAUCCACUAGUUGAUAACCAAGGAGUCAGCUAAAUCAUACAUGCUGCUGUACAAAAUACUGGAAAGAAGCUGCGAAAAAGUAUCCAACACUAAACACUUCUGAGAACAAGGAUUUAUACUUAGGAUAUUUUAAAGUGUAUUAUUAUAUGUUACUAAGACUUUAAUCUAUACACUAAACUGUGUGAAAAUAAUUUAAUUUUACAAAGUUGUAUUUCUGUAUUCUAUAUAAUUGAUGCUAUUUUUGUACUGCAUUGAUAGUUUUUAAUAAAGGUGGUUUGGAAGUUUA
Molecule: messenger RNA, 5751 nt
Organism: Manis pentadactyla (Chinese pangolin)
Lineage: Eukaryota; Metazoa; Chordata; Mammalia; Pholidota; Manidae
Gene: INTU
Product: inturned planar cell polarity protein
Exons: 16
Coding region: 83-2908 (941 amino acids)
Biological process (GO): establishment of planar polarity; nervous system development; vesicle-mediated transport
Cellular component (GO): cilium; cytoplasm
Molecular function (GO): protein binding
Source: RefSeq, a predicted model, not a curated record